Xyrauchen texanus (razorback sucker) is the source of this 893-nucleotide messenger RNA. RefSeq names its product cocaine- and amphetamine-regulated transcript-like (gene cartl). Gene Ontology annotation, molecular function: neuropeptide hormone activity. The coding region runs from base 342 to 656 and encodes 104 amino acids. The transcript is spliced from 4 exons. Gene Ontology annotation, biological process: negative regulation of appetite; cellular response to starvation; adult feeding behavior. Lineage: Eukaryota; Metazoa; Chordata; Actinopteri; Cypriniformes; Catostomidae. The record is from RefSeq and is a predicted model, not a curated record.
GCGUGGCCGGGCCGUGAUAGAGCACGGCUGGCACUGAAUCAGCGGGAGAGCGAGAUAAGGUGCAGCCGGAGUCGCCGGUUCAAGAGAGAGAUGCACGUGGCCGCGUUGCAUGCGUGUCUGUGGACUUAUGUUGUUAAGUUAAUUUAUAUCAUUAAAGUUUAUAUUUACUGUUAAGCCGGUUCCCGCCUCCUACUUGCCCGUCCUUACCAGUUACAUGGAGAUACAAUUCACAACGAGAAGUGAGUGGCCUCGCUGUCAGCCACGGUUCACUUCAGUCCAUUAGGACCAGAAACAGUUAACCAUCUUCCCGCCUGCAGUGUUGGCCCACACAUCUCAGGACCAUGGAGAGCUCAGGGAUACUGAUAGGACUGAUCAUAGUCAGGAUCUUUACUGUCAUGUGCUGUGGACAAGUUUCCCAAGAACUAUCCUCAGAUGAAACACAAUUGUCCCAGCAGGAAGCGGAGAAAGAUCUUGUUGAAGCUAUGGCUGCACUUUUGGGGAGACACCAGACCCAUCUGCCGUCUACAGAAAAACGUGGCAUUGCACAAUGUGCCAUGGGGUCCCGCUGUGCAAUGAGACUGGGUCCACGCAUUGGGAAACUGUGUGAUUGUGGCAGAGGAUCUAACUGCAACUCAUUUCUUCUUAAAUGCAUAUGAAUCAAAAACCAGUAGAAAACCCCUGAAUUCUCUGACUGUCUAAACUGCAAGACUCCAGUUGUAUAGACAUGCACAGAUGAUGAAUUGAAAGAGAUCGAGGGUGGAAAUAUGUUUGCUUGAUCACUUGCACAGGCUCUGUGAUAAACAGAACUCAAUUAAGUUCAGCAUGAUAGCGCAAACAAAGCAUGGGUUUCAUGUACAUAUUUAUCUGUGUGUGUGUUUUGUGUUAUCAAUAAA